This is a messenger RNA of Paramuricea clavata, 6974 nucleotides long. Lineage: Eukaryota; Metazoa; Cnidaria; Anthozoa; Malacalcyonacea; Plexauridae. The record is from the annotation of a GenBank genome assembly.
AUGAUUAGUAACGAGGAGGACAGUUCGGCACAGUUCCAUGGUGAAAUGGACAAAUUUACAUAUCCACACUCGGAUAGAGAAAUCAAUCAAGGUGAUAUCGAGCUAUGGUAUGUUUAUAUUAUUAUUAACUAAAAUUGAUUAGCGUAGAAUAAGAUAUAUUAUGACACAGAGAGAAGUUAGGUCGAAUUAAGUACACAUGAAUGAAGCAAGCUAGUCAGUAUAGAUAGGACAUGCAGAAGAAGAAAUAAUUAAUGAAUUAAUAAUUAAUUGAUGCAUUAAUUAAUUCAUGGAAAAGUUUCGAAAGAAAAAACAAACAAACAAGAUUGAGUAACAAUGUAAGCUGAAAGAAGAACUAUAAAUGCAGCCGCAUAUAGUCUACACUACCAAGUUUCUGUGAUCACGGUAGGAAUUUUGCAUUGGCAAAUUCUGAAGGAUUUGUAAGAAAUGUUCGAGGGAACUCUGACUGAAACAUUUCUUAUACAAACACUUCAAAACUUAGAAUUUACCUAUACAAAAUUCCUACUGUGAUCACAGAAACUUUGAUAGCGUAAACCAACUUUAAGGAAUAGAAUUGGGUAGGAACGAAAGGAAGGUAGCAAGACAAACAACUUAGCAGAAUUAAGAUACAGAAAUUGUGUCGAAUAAUAACUUGAUCAUGAUAUAAGCAUGUUCUUUAUUUAGCGAGAAAAGACAACCUCUUGAUGUGAAUAGCGAGAUAAACAAGAAUGGACCCCUCAAUGCUAAAGUAUCAAAACCUAGCUUAUUUCCAGCAAUCCCCAAACGUUUUAUAAUCCUGGUUCUCAUUAUGUUGGCCAACUUUAACAUGUACUGCAUACGUAUGUGUCUUAACGUGACCAUUGUGGCAAUGACUCAUGGCGAAGGAAAGCGGUAUAAUAGCUCUGGGCCUCAUUUAUCUAGAGACAUGGUGAGUUUUACUAAUGUUCAAGGCAACUUAUGUGAACAGUUCUAGAUAAGCUGUAAUUGCUAGAUAUUUUUAUAUAUUUUUUUCAGGAACCAGAGUUUCAUUGGGAUAAACAAUUUCAAGGUUCGAUAUCUUGUAUUUGUCAUGCAAUCACCUAAAUACCUAAUGUAGCCUUAACUUGUUUGUUAAUAGCAAUUUAUAUUAUUAUCGUCCACAGGCACCAUAUUGGCAUCAUUAUACUGGGGUUAUACUGCAUUACAAAUACCAGCUGGACUACUAAGCGUAAAAUAUGGCGGCUCUUUCUUACUUGGUAUUGCAAUAUUUGGUUCUUCAGCUCUUACCCUUCUCACACCGUACAUUGUUCGACAAAAUGUCUAUUCGUUUCUACUCUUGCGUAUCACGGAAGGGGCAUUUUUGGUUAGUGUUAACAAAAAAUGUUUUUCUGUGGUGUUAUGAUUAUAGUAUAGAGUAAUAUGCGUAUUGUGAUGAACACAAAUUGUGACUAUAGUAAUCCUGAGUAAAGUAUACUGUAUGAAUAAUUUUUAUUGUGAUGUAUUUUUACAACGAAAUUUCACACUACUUUUUCUGGGUGUGUUGUCAAGGAAUUUGCCGAAUCAAAGACACUUUUGUUCAGUCGUUAUUAGUAGAUAUUUAACUAUUUAAAACACGAGUAGGAGUGUUUUAUCAGAUAUAAAACGCGAGGCGCAGCCGAGCGUUUUAUGUCUGAUAAAACACGACAACGAGUGUUUUGAAUUGCUUAAAAUACGACUACAAAGAAUAGUAAUUAGGAUGAACCAUUAUAUAUAAUCAUGCUAAUGAGGAUGAACAAUUAUAUGAUGACACAUGCUCUAUCAGAUAUAAGGUCACUCCACGUGACAUAUUAUGACUGACAUGAUUUGCCACAAGGUUUAUGAAUUAUUAAUGAGUAUUUUAAUAAUAUUUAAUGUGCAACUGAACUUCUAUGUAUACUAUAUACUAUACUACUCAUCGCGGUGUGAAUUUCCAUAAUACUUUUAUAACACACAUGCAUGACUUUUGACGAUGCACAGUAUCCCAAGAACUUAAGUUUUUUUCAGUAUAAAAUCAGUAUACAUUGUUACAUAUACAUUGUUGCAUACCAAUAACGACAAAGAAUCUAUAUAAGCACGUCGGCAAAAUAUCGGCGUUUUUAUCGUUCUAAAUUUUAUCUACAAUCCAACCAUAUGCAUAAGUCGUGUGAAAGUUUGUUUUUAAUAUUGUUUUAAAUUUUAUCAACUAGGGUUUGGUGGGGGUGUCAGGAAUAUCAUUAAUAAGCAAAUGGUCUCCAAUUUACGAGAGAAGCAUUUUUCUGAUGGUAGGACAUUCAGGUAUGCAGGGUAAAUGUACUGUACUUAUGCACACAAUUAUUCCAUAUUAAUCAAUAGCAGAUCUUUAUAUAAUUACAACACCAAUAACAAGAUAAAAGGCUCUAAAGACGUGAAGGUCUCUAACACAAAAGUGAGACUCAAUUAUCAAGUAAAAGUCACCGGAAAACUUGAAACAUUUGUAUACAAUAAAGUUUUGGUUUUCUAUAAACUUUGAAAGUGUCCAAAACAUACUAUGGAAGUGUUGAAUUUCUAACCUUUUUCCAGAUAAUUUAGAACUUUCCCAUGUGCAUGCACGCACGCAGUACAGAAGUGUUCCAAAUUUUCCAGUGGGUGACGGAAGGGUGCAUUGUAAUUGCCCAUCAUUUUUUUUAUUUACCCAUGUAAACACAGUUUUUACUUUUAUUUUACCUGAACUGAACUUUAUUAUCAUUCUCUUAGGUGUUUUAUGGGGAACUGUAGUUGCAAAUUCACUAAGUGGUGUUCUGGCAGGCAGUUCGUGGGGAUGGCAGUCUGUUUUUUAUUACUUCGGUAUGGUUUCAUAUACUACUUGCAUGUGCCCUGCAAAAAUGAGUAUGAAAAUAUAAAGUGUUGAUGCAAAGAAAUUUCUGACACCACAGUUUCUUGUGAUGUUUCUUGAAAAUUUAAAAUGACUUAAGGUAAUUCCGCAGUUUUGCAUUGCGCACUUUUACUGCGCACAUCUUAUAACUUAUAAUUUCAUCCAUUAUACGUACAGUUUAAAAAAAUAAAUUUUAUGACAAUUUUAUGUUACUUCAAAACAUCUUUGGUUACAUUCGUGCAAAGAAUUACGUUAAAAUCAAUGUUUUCAAAAAAGGCAUGCAAAAUUGUAGCUAGGGUUCCUGUGUCUGCAGCAUAUUUAUUUACUUGUAUUUCACGUUUUAAUGCCACAAUUCCCUAAAAAGAUCGGUGACCCCCGUUUUUUAACUGAUAAUUUAUUUCUUUAAUGCAUUUUACAUUUCAUAUCCGAAAUUAAAAGACAAAUCAUUUCUGGAUCUUGAAAAAAAAAUCCUUUAUCAAUGCAUGUUCUCAAAGAAAGAUAUGUAAAGAAAUGUGGAAAAGACAUUUGUGAAUCGGAAUUGUACACAUUAGUAGUUUCAUUUUGCUCAAAACACAAUAUUUUUUCAAAAAUAAUUACAAGAUAGGUUUACUAAAGCAAAAUCCGCGCUAAAAACGUCAAUAAAUAUCGGGCUGUUGUGAUUUUGCUGUUGCUCGUAAUGAGCGUCAAGAUGGCGCCAUAUUGGAGUAAAGGUGGUAUAUUGUGACUGUCAUAUCUUCUUAACGAGUUUGGUGACCCCAAGUAUAUCAUAACCUCCAUGCCUAGGAAGUUUCAGCACAUUCUCAUUUCGGGAACAAUACUGCGGAAUUACCUUAAUAAUUACCAGUAAAGGUAUAUAGGAGAGAUGCUAAACAUAUUUCCUUGUCCCUGUAUACAGAAUUGCGAAUGAUUCAGCACAAAUGUGACCAAAUUAAAGGCAUAUUUGUAAAAUAAAAGUGAUGUAACACAACUGUAUAAAAUGCUUUUUUGUUUUAAAAAUGUAUUUUCGUGUCUCUUUUUUAAUUUAUUCAGGUGUUCAAGGAAUGAUGUGGUAUUUAUGUUGGCAAUACUUUGCUUAUGAAGAGCCAAGUGACCAUCCUAAUAUUACUAAAGCUGAGCUAGAACUUAUAGGAAAACACUGGACUACAACAGUAUGUACUAGUAUUAACUCCGAUUCAAAAACUAGCCGCCACAAUUUUGCAUGUAUUUACCAGACUCAUAAACAAUACACCCUUUCGAUAAUUAUACGUCAUUUGACCUGGGAGCCUCGCUCUCAUGAAUCGUGAGCCAAUCACCUUGCGCAAUUUACAAAUGAGAGCGAGGCUCCAAGACCAAAACGUAUGUGACGUAAUUAUCGAAAGGGUGUUUCAAUUUUUUUCUCUGUUGAAUAUUUGCGAUGAAAAGCUAUGGAUUUAGGAUUUAAUAGUGUAUUUUCACUUUCAGCUCUCGCUUCGUGAUAUUCCAUGGAAAUAUAUAUUUACCUCGGUACAUGUCUGGGCGAUCAUUAUAGCUUACUUUGCCCACUGUUGGAGUUUUUAUACAUUUAUGAUGUCACUUCCUACCUAUCUGAAAGAUAUUCAGAACUUAGAUAUUACAACAGUAAGUAGUAUAUACUUGAAAUGAAUGACAAAGAAAACUUCGACGUUUCUGGGAAGACCUUCAUCUUGAAAUAGGUAACUUCCACAUGAAGGGACUCCCCUCGAAAUUUUCUGUAUUUCAUUAAGAUAGUUACCGUAAAACGAAUUAGUCAGUUUAUUGGUGAAUAUACUAUAAUACUUGAUUCCCAUGCAUAUUUGUUUUUACUGUACACUGUAUACCAACAAUACCUGUGUGUUUUAGCAUGCAGCCUAAGACAGUUUUUCGACUUACAUAGUUUUUCGACUUACUUUGUUUUAAUCAGCAAUCCCCAUUUGAUUUGAAUUUUAUGGCAUCACAAUUCAGUUUUACUUGUUUACGUUUUAUUUCGAAAUUUACCUUGUAGUCUUGGAGUAGAGUCACUAGUUAUGAUAACCUAUAGCCAUGAUAUACAGUGUUUCGGAACAGUAGCAGUUUAACAAAAUUCGUGAUUUUACGGUCUUACAUGAACCUUGUUCUUUUCUAUUCGAACAGGGCUAUUUUACAACUAGUGCCAGGCCUUUUCCGAGUUCCGAGAUCACCUGGCCGGUGACUUUACAACGGUUAAUUCAACUUUUUGGAAUUUACAGUGUAAUAUAAAUUUUCACAUGACUUCGUGCUUGUUAUUGUAUAGAUUGGGUUUGCCAGCUCACUACCGUAUUUCCUUUCUGCUGUUUUGUCACCUACGUGGGGAUAUUUUAUAGAUGUCAUACGAAGCAAAAGAUAUAUUUCUACAACAAAUGCGAGAAAACUUUCGAGUUUUAUAGGUAAGUAGUAUACGAACGGUUCCAGGAUUUUAUUUUGGGCGGGGGCAACUUAAUCAUGACGUCACAAUUCUAGUGUAAAAUUCAUGUGUAAAAUUCAUGUGUAAAAUUCAGGAGUAAAAUUCAGGAGUAAAAUUCAGGUGUAAAAUUCAGGUUUAAAAUUCAGGUUUAAAAUUCAAGUUUAAAAUUCAAGUGUAAAAUUCAGGUGUAAAACUCAAGAGUAAAAUUCAGGUGUAAAAUUCAGGUUUAAAAUUCAGGUGAGGGGUCUCUGAUACAGCAUUCUAGUAGAAGUUAUUUUAGUUUGGUGAAGUUUAGUUCACUAAUUAUUUAUAUUUACUUUCUUCAACCAGGCGCUGGAGUUAGUGGAAUUUUUGUAGUCGCAAUGGUGUACGCGUCAACAGCGACCUCCGCUAUCUUCGUUGUUACCAUAGCAAUAACCUUGUCGAAUUUUAACACAUCUGGACCUCAAACAAAUAUAGUAGAAUUGGCGCCAAAAUAUGCUGGUGUUUUAAUGGGUUUCGCAAACUUUGCCUGUAAUCUUACCGGAUUUAUUUCGCCCGAGGUUGUCGGAGCAAUUACUAUUCACGGGGUAGGUAACAAUUUCUCUGAGUCCACUUACAUGGUCCCGUUUUGAACCGGAAGAGGAUGAGACGCGAUCGAGCCAGAGGAGACAAUUCUGAUAUAUGGAAAUAAGUCAUAAUAUUAUUCUGGAGUAUUAUUGGUGUAGAUAUGUAUCAUUUCAACAAGAUCUACUCAACAAUGUUUACCACUGCAUGCGUCAGUUCCCUCAAACAUUUCUAACAAAUUCUUUAAAACGUAGAAUUUACCUAUGCAAAAUUCCUACUGUGAUCGCAUAAAUUUUGAUAUAGUGUAAACCAGCCAUAGAUAUCUUAUAUACACUAGAUAGUGCAUCUAAUUAUUCCGCAAUUCAAAAAUUGAAGCCGUGAUUGCAGUCUCAGGUCGUUCCCAUGAAAUGAGAAGAUUCGUAUGUUUUCUAUCUCUUAAACAGGGAACUUAAACAUUAAGUUAACCCCAUUCCAAAUACGUUUUUAAAUUAUUCAAAUGAUAAAAGUUAUUGUUGUUUUUAAGCGUUUAUUAGCAAGUGGGAACGACCAACAUGGCCGCCAUCUAUUUAAAUGGGGGUAACCGCUGGAAUAUUCUUGGCUUCAAUUUUACUAAAAGAGAUGCGCUAUCUAAUGUAUAUAAGAUAUCUAUGACACCAGCCUUAUUCAGGCCUUCAUCAGUCAGAUUUGCAAUAUUCCACCUAGAUUUUCUCAGUUACUGUCGAUGCAAUGGAAGUGUUGAUAAAAUAUUGCAUGAAUUCAUUUCCUCAAGUUGAUCAACUCAUACGAAUUCAAAUUUCUUUUUACUUCCUGUGCGUUUCCUAUUGGUCAAUCGGUUCUGAAACGAAAUCUAAUUGGCUCAUUUAAAAAUAACAGGAAUUUGAUCAAUUUUCUAUCAAAUGAAUUGAUCAACUUGAGGAAAGGAAUUGGUGCAAUAUUUUAUCAACACUUCUAUUGCAUCGACAGUAAAUAUUCAUAUAUCCUUUAUUGGCCAUCAUAUAUUUUGUUGAACAACCUCUACCAUAUAUGUCAUUCAUAUUUCAUUAUGGUUGAUUCUUUUCAGUUAACAAAAUGUUUCUUGCACAUUUUCAGGAUGAUAUCCGACAUCAGUGGGCCAUUGUAUUUUAUAUCACUGCUGUUGUUAAUGCACUUGGUAUGACCUUUUAUGUUUGUUUUGCAUCUUCGGACAAACAAGUCUGGGCUGAUCAUUAA